AUGCAAAAGCUAGAUUAUGCAAUAAGUGGACGCGUCAAAAAUGUCACAAGAAAAAGAAAACUGGCACUCUCAAGAAAGCUCCACAAGUUGGAUGAUCACUCACCAAUCAAUAGAAAUGAAAACUGGGUCCGCGAUCUCUCCAAUCGGGUGAUCACACAGGAUGAAAAACGAGUCCUCAAUAAAGGACUCAACUGCAACGUCAGAAAGGCCACAAACAAGGAAUACUUGGUGGAACUGGGACAAACUCUCAAAUCGUUCACAAUGCUUGAGGAUGUGAAACAAACCAUCCGACGAACAGUCGAAACAGCCCUGAUGCGAAAAGGAAAAGACAACAUUCUUUCAAACGGUGAGGACAAAGCACCCAAAACACUGAAGAUGGACAAAAAUACCUUCAUCCUACCAGCAGAUAAAGGAAGAACUACUGUGGUUAUGAACAAAACUGACUACAUUCAAAAGGCUGAAGAACAAGACACAGACACCUACCGCAGAAUAGACACGGACUCCACCGCGAAACUGGAAAAUAAAAUCAACACCACAUUGAAACGACUGGAAGAACUGCAUCAAAUAACCAAAGCGGAACACUGGAGAAUGAGAGCUAAAAACUCCGUAAUCGCACAAUUCUACGAACUGCCGAAGAUAUACUGGGAAGGAAUUGCCCUGAGACUGAUCGUUUCCCCUCCAGGAACAGCCACAGAUAAGUUGAUAAAAGAAUUAUGGAACCGACUGAAGUCGCUCAUCGCUGGGCAUGAACUCAAGACAGUUCCCGGACAAGCAAAAAUCUGUCAGCAUCCAAGAAGUCGAAAUAAUGAUCUCGUUUGA
Molecule: messenger RNA, 819 nt
Organism: Echinostoma caproni
Lineage: Eukaryota; Metazoa; Platyhelminthes; Trematoda; Plagiorchiida; Echinostomatidae
Source: the annotation of a GenBank genome assembly